AUGAGCCACUCACUGCCCUGGAAGCCGUUGACAAGCAGCGAUAACUCCGACGAAACCCAGCCGACUGAUCAAUGCCAUGUUAGGCCGGACGACGCAGGGGUCUUGAACGUGGUCAAGGCCUGGUACAUGUUUCUUCUCCACGCGAUAUUGGUCGUUGCCAUAACUGUUGGUACUAUCAGUAUCGACGGUCUUGUCUUCAACAUCGGUUCGCCUCCAAAUGCCACAUCCUACCACGGGCGACUCUACUAG
Messenger RNA from Clonostachys rhizophaga, 249 nucleotides. The record is from the annotation of a GenBank genome assembly. NCBI's taxonomy places the organism in Eukaryota, Fungi, Ascomycota, Sordariomycetes, Hypocreales, Bionectriaceae.